CCCCCCCCACACCCUCCACUCCAAUUCCAAACAGGCAUGCACACCACCAACCCUUCUCGUCUCCCUCUCUACCUCCAUCUCUCUGGUUUUCUCUUUUUUUGGGCCUCCCCCCACCAGUUAGCUUUUCCUCUCCUCUAAGCAUCCUCUGCCGCCUGUGUUGCUUCGAGCCGCAGAGGCGCCAAGGCAGGCGACAGCAAGCAGCAUCCAUGGAUUAAAGCUGGAGCUCUUAUCUGCAGCAAGUCCGACCAUGCCCCCACCUCACUCCGUCUGUCUGUCUCUCUCUUCUUUCUUUGUAUAGGCGUCUCUCCCUCGCUCCCUCUUUGGCAGGCGACUGCUGGGGGUGUUAUAGGCUCACGGUUAGCCAGGGCGUUAGCCACACACACACACACACACACACUGUCCAUCAAGUCCAUCCAUUUCUUCUCAUCUUUGCAUCUCCCGGUUUCAAUUCAAGGCUCUUGGAGGUAGAGGAAUGCAAAUCUGCAACCAUGAUGGAAGGAUUGAAAAAACGUACCAGGAAGGCCUUUGGUAUACGGAAGAAAGAGAAAGACAAUGACUCAACGGGGUCCCCAGACAGAGAGGGGAGUUCUCAGAGGAAGGCCAAUGGAACCCCAAAUGGAUUCUACGGGGAAAUCGACUGGGAAAGAUAUAACUCUCCUGAGUUGGAUGAAGAGGGUUAUAGCAUCAGACCUGAAGAUGAGGCAAACCAGGGAAAUUUCCCCAAGUCGCAUUUCUUCUCUUCUGAUGAGUCGGAAGAGGAAGAGGACCACAGGAAAAAGUUCAAGAUCAAGAUUAAGCCCCUUCCAUCUGAUCAAGUUGUGGCCGUGCCCUCGUUCGAAGAACUCAAAGCCUCCAUAGGCAACAUUGCUUUAUCCCCUUCUCCUCUGAGACGUAGCCCGGGGUUGAAAAGGAACACCUCCAGUGAAGAGAUUGUCAGACCACGACGUGUUGUUCCCACUGUGGCCCCCACACCUGCUCCUGCACCACAAGCUCCCAGCCGGCAGACGCCAGCCUCUGAAGAAACUAUGAAUUUGUUUGGGCCCCCUUUGGAAACAGCAUUCGCUCCACCACCGCUUCCACCCAAGAAUGUUCCAGCAUCACCCCUGACAACUGACCCUGCCUCUGCAGAAGACAACGAAGCUGAGAAUUCCACAAGAAAGCCAUCCAUAGCCGACUUGGAUCAUCUGUUUGGACCAGAGGAGGCUCCUUCUGCAAAGGAGGAUGCAGGCGACAAGUGGGUGUGCUUCAGUGAGCGGUCUCCUGACUGGCCACCUCUACCGAAGGAACCCGCACCUCCCCUUUCCCUUUCCACACCUCCUCCAGAGGAAGCAGCACCUCCAUUACCAACCUCCCCACCUCCUCCCAAUUCUCCUGCCCCGCCGUUGCCUGGAUCACCACCUCCUUCAGAAGAAACGGCACCUCAUCCCCCUAAACCUCCAUCUCCGAAAGAAGUUCAGCUUUCCCCUCUUGUAAUUUCCCCACUGCCCUCAGAGGAUCCUGCUGCCCUCUCUCAACCGUCUGGGCCUUCUACACACGAAGACCGAAAUCCCCUCUCGCCCGACACUUCGUCACUCCCUUCACCCAAGGAGCAUGUAUCUCCUCUGACUUCAACUCAUCCACCUGUUGAUUCAUCGGCCAGCGUCCCAACAGCUCCCAAAGCAAGCACGGCUCAAUCGGUGACUUCACCUGAUAUGGAAAUAGCAACAUGCUCCAAUCCACCAAUCCAGACAAAGAAUACAGAUGAAACUCCACCCAAGGAGGAUGGAGGUGAAAUUGCCACCCUGCCCAAAGAUUCAAGCCAGGGGAGCCGAACUACGCCUCCACCACCCCCUCCCCCAACGUACCGGGCGGUGGUCUCAUCACCAGGUCCAACAUCCGGCACGGGUGGUACGAAGAGCGGUUCCUCUUCUCCGGUGCGGCCUACCACUCCUUCACUAGUCAACCCCACUCCUCCUCCUCCUCCACCCCGCCCCCCUUCACGACCCAAACUUCCUCCAGGAAAACCAAAUGUUGGUGAUACUAAUCGUCCAUUUAGUCCACCGGUUCACGGGGCCAGCCCCCCUACGGUUGCGCCGUUGGCUCGGGCAGAGAGCACCUCCUCCAUCUCCUCUACCAACUCCCUGAGUGCUGCCACGACUCCCACCGUCAGUAAAGACCUCUCCGUGUCAGAAGAUGAUGCUUAUGUUGACAAGCUGCCUUCAUUUGGGAGACAUUUUGAUUCAUUUGCAGAGAAUGACCAGCCAUCCCUUGUAUGGUUUGACAGAGGGAAGUUUUAUUUAACCUUUGAAGGCUGCUCCAGAGGGCCGAGUCCUCUUACCAUGGGGGCUCAAGACACGCUUCCUGUGGCCGCCGCAUUCACCGAGACAGUCAAUGCCUUCUUUAAAGGGGCUGACCCCAGCAAAUGUGUUGUGAAGAUCAUAGGUGAGAUGGUUUUGUCCUUUCCAGCGGGGAUCACACGGCACUUUGCCAAUAACCCGUCCCCCGCUGUGCUAACCUUCAGCAUAACCAACUUCAAUCGACUGGAGCAUGUGCUGCCUAACCCCCAGCUGCUCUGCUGUGACACCGCCACACAAGCGAAGGCUGAUGCCAAGGACUUCUGGGUGAAUAUGCCAAACCUGAUAGCUCAUUUAAAGAAGGUAUCCGAGCAGAAGCCCCAGGCAACGUACUAUAAUGUCGAUAUGCUGAAGUAUCAGGUAUGCGUGCAGGGUCAUGUGUCCACUCCCAUGAAUCUGGCUGUGAGCUGGCGCUGCGAACCCACAAGCACAGACCUGAGGAUAGACUACAAAUAUAACGGCGAGGCCAUGUCAACGCCGAUGGCGCUCAACAAUGUCCAGUUUCUAGUCCCGGUGGAUGGAGGUGUUUCCAAACUCCAAGCUGUGUUACCUCCCGCUGCAUGGAACGCAGAGCAGCAAAGAAUCCUGUGGAAGAUUCCGGAUAUCUCUCAAAAAUCAGAAAAUGGAGGUGUGGGAUCUUUGUUAGCCCGCUUCCAGCUAACUGAAGGUCCGAGUAAACCAGCUCCACUGGCUGUGCAGUUUACAAGUGAGGGCAGUACGUUGUCGGGCUGCGAUAUUGAACUGGCCGGGCCUGGGUAUCGCUUCUCGCUUGUGAAGAAGAGAUUUGCUGCUGGAAAAUACCUGGCAGACAACUAAUCCAAGAACAGCACUGAUGAACAAAUUAAGUCCAGCGGGUGGAGGAAGACCCAGAGGACAGACUCACAUUCUUCAUUCCCUUUGUCAGAGCCCAGGACCACAGGCUACCCAGCAGUAUUGUAAAACGUUCAUCCAGCAUUGUGGAACCAUUUUUAGGUCAUUUAAGAAUGGCAUUCGUAAUAAUUGUAUUAUUAUUUAUUUAUUUAAUGGCAUCUAAACUGCUGCUGUUUUGCUCCUGGACUCUUUCCUUGCUUUUCAAAUCUGCCUCUGGUGAAAGUGUGCUGACAGUUCACUGCAGCUGCCUGACCAGCCAGGUUCUUCUAUGGAUGAGGUGACCGUAAGACUUCUUGACCGGAGUCAUCUUGAAAGUCUGAACAAUUUAAACUUUAAAAUCCAGGGCAACAUACUUAGUACAGAACAAGUUUGUCAGUACUCUAAAAUAUUUUCAGUGUGGGACCUCUCUCCUCAUUGUCUUUUGCCCCCAGGUCCGGUAUUUCCAACGUCUUGUCUUGUCAGUGCGUUUGUGUUAUGAUGUUAACCACACAUCACGUAGAAGUACUCUUCUAACUUGACGGAUAUUAAUGACUCAUCCCCCGGUUCGACAGGGUCCUCGUACUUUGGAUCACAUGAACGCUUUCUUUUCUGAUCAAAAUGCACGGAGCAGUUGAUCCAACUGCUUGUUUAGUUUUUUGCGCUCGUGGAGCUGUUUGGUAGGCAGCUGCAAUGACAAAUCUACUGGUGAUAACAUUUAAAAAAAAAAAAAAAAAACAUGUUUUCCCUUAAGAAGAAUUAAGUGUACAAAGUGUCAUUUAAAAAUCAAUAAUAUAUAUCUUUAAGGGCGUUUGGUGUUUUCUUUCUAUUGUCUUAGAGCCUUUCUAUUGUUCCCGAGACAGCAGUGUUAACUCCAGAUUACAUAACAGCAUUUUAUUUUUUUCAUGAUUUGUUGUAUAAAAUGUGAUUCUGUAUAUCCGAUUUUUGAAUGGUAUCACACAACUCUGUACCCUUACAGCUAUAAAUACUUCAGCUAUUUUUGUUUUUUUAAAUCUGUGAAGUUGAGUAACGUGUACAGUAUAACGUAUAUUUUUGGAUUUAUUUCAGAUAUAAUUUUUUAAUUCAAGUGCAACAGAAGCUCUGAGAUAUAUAUGUGUGUGUAUAUAAUGUCUGGGUGGGGUCAGGUAACAUAAAGCGAUAACUCUCAUCCAGGAUGCUAUGUUUUGCUUUGUGAAAGCAGUGUUAAUGUACAGUAGAUUCACAUUCAUGCUGGAGAUGAACUGAUGAGGAUGAUGGAUCCGCAACAUCCAUUUUCGAACAAACUGUCAAUCGGUAAUCUACUCCAAUAAGAUAUUUUUAUGACAACAAUGGCUUAUAUCCGGUCUGGGGUAGACAGCAUAUUGGUCAAUAAAAGAUAUCUAACCUGAUGAUCAUGGAAAAAUAAAGGGAAGUUAAUACAUCUGCAUUAUGGGUUUUUUUUUUUUUUUUUGGGAGGUUGGGGGGGCAAUAGCUUGACCUUUGACCCUUGACACUACAAGCUUUCUAUGUGCUUUGUCACCUUCCUUGUCCUCCUCAAAUGGGACUUCCCAAAUUGCAUUUCAGGAACCCAGCCUGGUCCUCCCGAGCCCCGCUUGAAUCCAUAGCUUUAUUUUACAUAAUUGUAAUGGUCUCUGUGAGAUGACAUGACAAAGUUGUAGAUGGUUAAGUUGACCAAAAUACUUUCUGUGGUGUGCGUGCGUGCGCGUGUGUGUGUGCGUGCUCUGAUCUUUAACUCUCUGUGAAUGAAAAUAAGGGGAAUAUUUUUAAUGCUGAUUAAAAACUGAAAAAAAAAAUAUUUUAUUGUUAAUCAUUGGGGGAGGGGGGCAAACACUGUGCCGGUAAUGUUUAUCUUCCCAAUCGCUCUUUGCCACGCCUUUUGAACAUGAAGUGCGUAUGUGAGAUGUCACCCAAGCCUGCAGUACCGUCUAUUAUGUCAAUAUUGUGCUAAACACACCCGAACAUGGUCUUGUAAGGUCUGUUGUAGAACCAUAUUUAACUGGGUUUAGAGCAACAAAGCAAACAUCCUGACAUCAAUGUUCCACAACAGUUUUUUUUUAGGCUCAUAUUUUUUGGGUGCGCACAAACAGUUACACAUCCUAUUUGGAUAGAGUUGACAGAAAGUUGUAAGGUUUAUGGUGACUAUCAAAUCCAUCACAGCAGCAGAAUCUUCAGCAUUACUUCUGCUCGCACGUUGGGUUUCAAAUGAAUGCAGGCUGUCAUUUAGCAUUCACCACACUCUUUUAACAUGAAAAUGAAACAAUGUUUUCCAGAGGUUCGUCUCUGUAGUGAAUGUGUCCUGCAGUAAUUCAUCAUUGCUUGUAGAGCAUGCAGAAAAAAAAAAUCAGGGCAGCCUUGACUUCCAGAUCCUUCGGAAAUAACGUGUUGUGUUAUGUACUCGAUCACCUGUAUUAAUGUCGACAACAGUUUGGGGUUUUUUUUUUUUUGUUUUGUUUUGUUUUUUUGCGUGCUGUGAGUACGAAUGAUGUACAUCAAGACGUGCAAGCGCAACGCUAAAGUGGAAACUUAGUUUGCUUCCUUCCAAAACCAAUAAA
Molecule: messenger RNA, 5731 nt
Organism: Syngnathoides biaculeatus (alligator pipefish)
Lineage: Eukaryota; Metazoa; Chordata; Actinopteri; Syngnathiformes; Syngnathidae
Gene: sgip1a
Product: SH3GL interacting endocytic adaptor 1a
Exons: 23
Coding region: 489-3149 (886 amino acids)
Biological process (GO): synaptic vesicle endocytosis; clathrin-dependent endocytosis; clathrin coat assembly
Cellular component (GO): plasma membrane; clathrin-coated vesicle; clathrin-coated pit
Source: RefSeq, a predicted model, not a curated record